UGCCGUAAAUCAGCCAUACAAAAACUACCCUGUUGUUACUCCAUUUUCACCGUCUUCGUUCCAGUUCCACCCUAGCUUUUUGUUCCAUCUUUGUCCAACAUCUUCCUUAAUCCUUCACUCCAAACUUCAAAGUCCAAAUUAACUGCUUCAAUUUCUCCUGCAAUCUCGACAAGAGAAUUCCUACUAUUUGCUCUCCUGGUAUGCUACCCAAUUUCUCUACAAUAAUACUCAAGUUUACAUUAUAUUAUAGCACAUUAACACUAUUUCAGCGCAUUCACUUUGUCAAUCACUUGCUUGAAUUUUGUCUUUCAAUUUUACAAAGAUUAUGUCUUUCUCUUCGAAUCCCAUAUUUCGGGUACCAUCAAAUCCUUCAAUUGACCCUAAAUCCUCAGUUUCUUUUGAAACAAAAUUCAACCCACUUCAUCAAUCACCCAGUUUAUCAAAACCCACUUCUCGAUUUCAAAUUAAUUGUACUAUUCGAAAGAUUAAAGAAAGAAUUAAUACUGUAAAGAACACCCAGAAAAUUGCAGAAGCCAUGAAACUUGUGUCUGCUGCUAAAGUUAGGAGAGCUCAGGAAGCUGUUAUAAAUGGCAGACCAUUUGCUGAGGCUUUAGCUGAUAUGUUAUACAAUAUCAAUGAAAGCCUUCAAUUAGAAGAUGUAGAUGUUCCUUUAGCUAGUGUUAGGACUGUUAAUAAAGUUGCCCUUGUUGUAAUUACUGGCGAACGAGGGCUUUGUGGUGGGUUUAACAAUGCAGUUAUUAGGAAGGCUGAAUCUAGGAUACUAGAAUUGCAAAAACUUGGGUUAGGUUAUACUAUCAUAAGUGUUGGUAAGAAGGGCAAUGCUUAUUUUUCGAGGCGGGUGCCUUAUGUGUCUGUGGAUCGAUUUGUGGAGGGGGAAGGAUUUCCAACUACGAAAGAGGCGCAGACGAUUGCUGAUGAUGUUUUUUCUCUAUUUGUGAGUGAAGAGGUUGAUAAGGUUGAGCUAUUGUAUACAAAGUUUGUGUCAUUGAUUAGGUCUGAUCCUGUGAUUCAUACCUUGCUUCCUCUUUCGCCAAAGGGGAAGGUCGUUGAUGCUUAUGGGAAUAGUGUUGAUGCAUUGGAAGAUGAGUUCUUUAGGUUGACAACUAAGGAAGGAAAAUUAGCUGUUGAAAGACAUAAAGCUGAGAAAAAGAAGCAAGAAGUGCAGCCUCUUUUGGAUUUUGAGCAAGACCCAGUUCAGAUUAUUGAUGCUAUGAUGCCUCUAUAUCUUAACAGCCAGAUACUGAGAGCAUUGCAAGAGUCAUUGGCAAGUGAGCUUGCAUCGAGGAUGAAUGCGAUGAGCAAUGCAACUGAUAAUGCUGCGGAGUUGAAAAAGACGUUAUCUAUUGCUUAUAAUAGAGAAAGGCAGUCGAAGAUUACUGAAGAGCUUUUGGAGAUUGUUGCUGGAGCUGAAGCUCUUAUACCAUUUGAUUAGCUUGGGAUUCUCCACUUUGAACUGACUUGGAUAGACUCUGCGAUAGUAUUCCUGAUAAGUUCCGCGACAAGCUCUUGUAAGUUGUAAAACUUGUAACUGAUAGAUACCACAAUACCAUCUGUGUCGUGAUCAGAAGCGCUCUUCCAUUAUAUUGUUCUCUCUUGCUCAUCAAGUGUGUGAACAUGUAUGGGGGUAUAUUGUUUUUGACACAUUAACUUCCCUUGAUACAUAGGCUUUCUAGAUAAAACUUCAGAGUAGGUUAUAAUUUAUAUCAUAAGCCUAAUGCUCAAAAAGUUUCUAGUACUUCUGAUGAACGAGAGCGAUCAGCUAAUCCGCUCAACCAAGAGAAUGACAGGACUAAUUUUUCACUACGUAAUUAGCAUGGAGUAUGCUUGUACCUGGCGAUAGCCAUAGUCCCCUCGACACUGACAGAAAAUUUGCUGUGUGUGGCUGCUGUGUAAUUCGACAUUGUUACAUGCUGUCGUCAUUUCUGUUUCUUUGUUCUCCACUCGUCUUUACACCCACUAUCUCCUCCUUAAGAGUGAAUAUUGCCUGUGAGUCUGUGACUAAGGGAACCUUAUAACUUUCUCGCUCAUUUAUGCUUUGUAGUCAGUAUGAUAAUUGAGUCUCCUAUAUAUUCAUAGCCUUUCUUCCUUUCCCUUGGCUUGCUGAAGAUAGUAUAUACUUGAUUCCUUGCAGUUCUUGAUGAUUUUGUUUUUGCAAUUCUGAGCAACCAUUGUCAGGA
Messenger RNA from Beta vulgaris subsp. vulgaris (sugar beet), 2198 nucleotides. Its product is annotated as ATP synthase gamma chain, chloroplastic. Gene Ontology annotation, cellular component: chloroplast thylakoid membrane. The transcript is spliced from 2 exons. The record is from RefSeq and is a predicted model, not a curated record. Bases 326 to 1453 code for a protein of 375 amino acids. Gene Ontology annotation, biological process: proton motive force-driven ATP synthesis. Gene Ontology annotation, molecular function: proton-transporting ATP synthase activity, rotational mechanism. Lineage: Eukaryota; Viridiplantae; Streptophyta; Magnoliopsida; Caryophyllales; Amaranthaceae.